Molecule: messenger RNA, 1551 nt
Organism: Penicillium waksmanii
Lineage: Eukaryota; Fungi; Ascomycota; Eurotiomycetes; Eurotiales; Aspergillaceae
Gene: dhh1
Product: DExD/H-box ATP-dependent RNA helicase DHH1
Exons: 3
Coding region: 1-1551 (516 amino acids)
Biological process (GO): cytoplasmic stress granule assembly; P-body assembly
Cellular component (GO): cytoplasmic stress granule; P-body
Molecular function (GO): RNA helicase activity; ATP binding; mRNA binding
Source: RefSeq, a predicted model, not a curated record
AUGGCCGACGCCCUUGCCUCACAACUCAGCAACACCAAGCUCGGAGACGGAAACACAGACCAAAGACUCCAGGAUACGUUGAAGCUACCACCUAAAGAUGCUCGCCCCCAAACUGAAGAUGUCACUGCUACUAAGGGCCUGGAAUUUGAAGACUUCUACAUCAAGCGAGAGCUGAUGAUGGGAAUCUUCGAGGCCGGAUUUGAAAAGCCAUCCCCCAUUCAAGAAGAGACGAUACCCGUUGCUCUUACAGGGCGAGAUAUCCUGGCCCGAGCCAAGAACGGUACCGGCAAGACCGCUGCCUUCGUCAUCCCCACUCUAGAACGCAUUAACCCCAAGAACACCAAAACCCAAGCCUUGAUCCUGGUGCCUACCAGAGAGUUAGCCCUUCAGACUUCGCAAGUCUGUAAGACACUCGGAAAACACUUAGGUAUCAAUGUCAUGGUUACCACCGGUGGAACCGGGCUCAUGGACGAUAUCAUUCGUUUGAACGAUGCCGUUCACAUUCUUGUCGGCACUCCCGGUCGAGUUCUGGACCUGGCCAGCAAGGGUGUCGCUGAUUUAUCCGAAUGCCCCACCUUCGUCAUGGAUGAAGCUGACAAGCUUCUAUCCCCCGAGUUCACUCCUGUUAUCGAACAGUUGAUGUCCUUCCAUCCCAAGGACCGUCAGGUCAUGCUCUUCAGUGCUACAUUCCCCAUGAUUGUCAAGCACUUCAAGGACAAGCACAUGCGCAACCCCUACGAGAUCAACCUGAUGGACGAACUGACUCUGCGUGGUAUCACUCAGUUCUAUGCUUUUGUCGAAGAAAAGCAGAAGGUUCACUGCCUCAACACUCUCUUCUCGAAGCUCCAGAUUAAUCAGUCCAUCAUUUUCUGCAAUUCCACAAACCGUGUGGAGUUGCUAGCGAAGAAGAUCACUGAGUUGGGCUACUCUUGCUUCUAUUCGCACGCUCGCAUGCUUCAACAACACCGUAACCGCGUGUUCCAUGACUUCCGCAAUGGCGUGUGCCGCAACCUCGUUUGCUCGGAUCUGCUGACCCGAGGUAUCGAUAUUCAAGCGGUCAACGUCGUCAUCAAUUUUGAUUUCCCCAAGAAUGCGGAGACCUAUCUGCACCGUAUUGGUCGUUCUGGUCGUUUCGGUCACCUUGGUCUCGCUAUUAACUUGAUCAACUGGGAAGACCGUUUCAACCUGUACAAGAUUGAGCAGGAGCUGGGUACCGAAAUCCAACCUAUUCCCCAAAACAUCGACAAGAAGCUCUACGUCUAUGACUCGCCCGAAAACAUCCCGCGCCCCAUCUCCAACCCGGCCCAGCCUAUGAUCACCCCGGGACCUCACCACCCAAACAAUGGUGAUCGUCAACCACGUCGCCAAAACCACCACAAUGCCAAUGGUGGACAAUACGUCAACAACAAUACCCGAGGCCGUGGGUUCUACCGUGGCAGCCGUGGCAGCGGCCAUGGGCAAGGCCCUCGUCGCGGUGGCCCGAGUGAUCCGAACAAGGUUGGCUUUGCUCCUAGCCAAAUCGGACCCAAGCCCCCGGCGCCUAUCUCUUAA